UUUCGCUUGUGUGGUAUUAUUUAUUUUGGUGGGUUUCAUUUCACUGCCAGGAUUGUUGACAUCAAUAAUCAAACAUGGUAUAAUGAUGGAAUUGUUACAGGGAAUACUUCAACUUUAGAAGACCCUCUGAAAAUGGCACACCCUACUCUUCUCAACAAAGCACAUGGUAGAUUUAGCUCUGUGGCAAUCUACACUAAACUA
Laetiporus sulphureus 93-53 is the source of this 201-nucleotide messenger RNA. RefSeq lists its product as uncharacterized. The transcript has a single exon. Lineage: Eukaryota; Fungi; Basidiomycota; Agaricomycetes; Polyporales; Laetiporaceae. The record is from RefSeq and is a predicted model, not a curated record. The annotation marks the transcript as partial.